Molecule: messenger RNA, 3027 nt
Organism: Amphiprion ocellaris (clown anemonefish)
Lineage: Eukaryota; Metazoa; Chordata; Actinopteri; Pomacentridae
Gene: afmid
Product: arylformamidase
Exons: 12
Coding region: 1351-2160 (269 amino acids)
Molecular function (GO): hydrolase activity
Source: RefSeq, a predicted model, not a curated record
GGUCUGUCAGCUGGUGGAUGUAAAUAAAGAGUAAAUAGCUGCUGGAUGUUUCUCUUCCGCAUUUGUUUUUAGCUCGGCUGCUGACAGUUCCACCACCUGUCGAAGAGUUCACUGGAAGCAGAGUCAUGGAGAUCCGCGGACGUAGAAAAAUCGCAGGAUUAUACGAAUUAACCGCACCAACAGGAAAUCAGGGACCGUCUGCAAAUGGCUGUCUAAUACAGAGGGCGCACCUCCUUAUACUGGAUAUCAGUACUUUGUCAACAGUAUAUAGUCAUGGAAGAAAUGAUUAGACCAUCCUUGUUUUCUUCAGUUUCUUGUUCAUUUUAAUGCCUGGUACCACUAAAGGUAUAUUACCUGAAGAAUACAAUGAACAUGACAAAAAAUGUAGAUGAUUCCAUAAUACUUUAUGUCCUAUUUGACAUGCUCAAGCUUAAUUAUAUUCCCAGGGUCUAUAAGAGGCCAUUUCAUGUCAUCAGCAGCACUGCACAUGCAAAGGCCUACAGUGGUUUCCUGCUGACAUUCAAGCUGUAGCACAACUCAGAAGUUGUCAGCGCUCACAUAACCCCUAAAACUAAAGAAUUAUGUGAAGCCACAAAGGCAGCCAUCUUGGCACUGCUGGGAAUUGGCUUGAGUGAGAGAUCUGAGAAAAAACUCAAGAUCUCCAAGACGAGUUCAUUACACCAAGGAAAAACAAGUCCAACGUGGUUCUACCAAACUGCUGGCUGGUCGUGGCAGGAAACGUCUUUCUACCCACCAGAUGACCGUGCAUUCAUCUGUUCCUGUGUCAGAAAUCGUCAUCAGACCUCCAGGGACCUUAAAAAUGAGUGACCACUCUCGAGAAAUGUGACUUGUUCGGCAAGGACAGUUGGAAACCGACUUGUUGAAGCUGGUCUAAAGUCACACAGGGCACAGAAGAAGCCCUUCAUCGGCAAAAAGCAGAGGAAAGCCCAGUUACUCUUUGCUCACAAGGAUUGGACUGUUGAUGAUUGGACUAAGCUUCUGUUCAGUGAUGAAUCCAAUUUUCAGUUGAUGCCCACUCCAGCCAACUUACUGGUUAGGAGGAAACCUGAAGAAGCUACAAACCAGACUGUCUGCCCCUACAGUAAAACGUGGGGGUGGAUCAGUGAUGAUCUGGGGUUGUUUCAGUAUAAGUGGAACAGGGCAAAUGCAAUUGUGUGAAGGGCCAGUGAACCAGGUCAUGUACAGGGCUACUUUUGAACACAGUCUUCUUCCAUCAGCUGGAAAACUCUUACCUGCCUCCAAUGACUGGAUUUCCCAACAAGACAAUGCUGCUUGCCACACGACAAGGAGCUGGAGCGGCAGUAUUCCCCCAGCAGGUGGUCCCACAGGAUGUCUGCAGACGACGUGAUCAAGGCCCAUGUGAAGGCGCUGAAGGAAGGUACUGAACAAGCCCGAGAUCUGGCUCAGACUUUACUCAAUGUGCCAUAUGGGGAAGGAGAUGGUGAAAAACUGGACGUCUACAUACCCAAAACCAACUCUUUGGACGUCCAUCUAGUCGUUUACCUACAUGGAGGCUACUGGCAGUUCCUCAGCAAGGAGGAGUCUGGAUUCAUGGCCGUUCCUCUUAUUGAUAAAGGCGUAGUGGUGGUUGCCGUUGGUUACGACAUCGCGCCCAAAGGUAACAUGGACCUGAUGGUGUCACAAGUGCGCAGGAGUGUUGUGUCUGUGGUGCAGCAAUAUUCUCACAUCAGUGGUCUGUACCUGUGUGGACACUCUGCUGGGGCUCACCUGGCUGCAAUGGUUCUCUCCACUGAUUGGUCGCAGUACAGCAUCACACCUCAGAUCAAAGGUGCUUUCCUUGUGAGUGGCAUAUAUGACCUCCUGCCCAUCCUGUCCACCUACGUCAUGGAACCCCUGAAGAUGACAGAGGAGGUGGCGGUGAGGAACAGCCCUAGCAAACUGGUCCCUCAGCUCAAACUCUCCUCCUCCAGCUGCCAGAUUGUUGUGGCUGUCGCUGAGAACGACUCGCCGGAGUUUCGCAAGCAGUCCGAAGAAUACUAUAAAGCUUUGGAAGAGUCAGGACUGAGUGUGACCAUGGAGGAUGUGGCGAAUACAGACCACUUCAAUAUCAUUGAGCAGUUGGUAGAUGGAGAGUAUCACCUAACAAAGCUUCUCCUGAAGAUGAUGGGGAAGAACUGACGUGUUUGAGUCCUUGUCUGCAUACGUUUGUACCCCUGAACAGUCCUUGUGCAGGAUACUGAUAAAAUAUGCAUUGAGUCAGGUUUGUACUAUAGUACGUGUACAAUUUCUGUCCUUUUGAAUAAACAACAAGGUGGCGUGGCUUGUUGUAACUGUUUAGUGCACUAUUUCAGUAUUUAGAAUGAACUUUGUAGUUACUGUUGUCAAAAAAAAGGCCUAAAUACAUGUUGUAUGUUCCAAUGACAUUGACAUCUUUGUGCCUAAAACCUUGUCAUUUCAAGGAAUGGUGACUGUAGCAAAUUUUACUGCUCAUAUGUAGUUGUAAACAGAGCAUUUUAAUCAUGCACAAUGUUAUUGUCAGGAAACUCAAUUCAAUUGCGUGCUGAAUGUUGUAGAGUUGGUUGUUAGUUUUGGCAUAUUUCCAGUGUUUUGUAAAUGGGUGAGAUUGUCUGGUGUGUUUUUUUUUUUCCUGUGACAAUCUGCACCUUAAUUUAAGUCCAUGGUUUGGACAAGAAUAUGAAAUCAUGUCAAGAGUAGAGACAUAUCUUCUGCUAUCUGAAUGUAGCUUUUAAUUGUAACUUCCACAAUGCGGAUAUCUCACCCAGGGAACUUGACUGUGAUGUUGGUCAAAGAUGAUAAUGAAAAGUAUAUAUUUUCACUUUUUAUUUGAGCCUAACUCUAAUAUUCAAAUAGACAUCUUUUUAGACAGAAAAUGUAACUAAAUUUUACUUGAUGCACAUCAUUACUGGUCGCCAUUAAUAUAGCAUCUUACAUGAUUGUUUACAUUAUUAUUUAGUCCAUGUUCUAAUAAUCAUGAUUGUAGAUUAUAAAGAGAACAAUCACAAUAAAUAUUUAUAUUUGACAAUG